AUGGCUAGAGUUACACGUUCUACUAAGAUAAAGGGAAAAGUUUCUGCCAAAAGAAUCACCAGAACUCCAUCCAAGAGUCCAUCUCCUCCACCAUCAACUCAGCCCCCUGCAAGGAAAAAGGCACCUACUGGUACUAGGGGAUCUAAAAAAAUGUCAAAAGAAGAUGAAAACCUCUUUAAGACUCUUUUGGACAAAAAAAAAGCAGCUGAAGCAACCGAUAAAGAGGCAGCCAGAAACAGUGAUAUGUCUGACAACCAUCCUCAGCCUAUCAAGUCUCAUUCAAACACUGAAAAAGACGAUGAAGCCCUUCUUGACCAAGAUAGCAAUCAUGGUGGAGCUAACUCUCAGUCUUUGGAUGAUAACAUUGCUAAGCUAAGUUCUAUUACUUGCUCAACUUUGAAAUAUAUCGCUAGUCUUGGUCAUAAAGCUAUGAGGACAUACACUGUUGCUCAAAAUGGCUUUCCAAACCCUCUUGACUAUCAAUUAAUCUGCUGGGACUUAUUUAAAGCUAUCAGUGAAGACAAAGCUGCUGCCUUCUCGGCCGACAAAAUGAAGAUUUUACAGGAUGAUCAAGACUUGAAAGCUCAAGUAUUGGAAUAUUUCCAUAAUAGGGAGGAGCUGGGAGAUCUUAUUCUAUGGAUGAUCAACUCUGGUGUGUUGAUCAAUGCAAGUAUAAACUUCAAGGAUGAAACAUCUGAUGUUACGCAACCAUGGAAAAACAACAUCUUUAAAACACUCUUUCAAAGUCAGUGGUGGGAACCUAAAGGUGAAGGAAGGAAAUAUGGUAAGAAAGGCAACCCAUAUCUCCAUAACGCCCCUGCACUUUCCCUGGUAGCAUGCUCUGUUGAAUGUGCUUUAGUUGGCACUAUCAACAAUAGGAUGGUAGAAUUCUCUGAGAAUUUAUUUGCUCCAAGUUAUAAUGUUCCUUACAAAGUUUGUUGA
Molecule: messenger RNA, 942 nt
Organism: Serpula lacrymans var. lacrymans S7.9
Lineage: Eukaryota; Fungi; Basidiomycota; Agaricomycetes; Boletales; Serpulaceae
Exons: 8
Coding region: 1-942 (313 amino acids)
Source: RefSeq, a predicted model, not a curated record